AUGGACGAAGAUUUGGAAAGAGUGCUUGCUUUGAGUCUCCAAGAAUCACGGGCCAACGCAUCAUCAUCGAGGGCCAUUUCGAUCAGUGAUUCUGAAGACGAUGACGACCAUGACUUUCAGUCUGAGCUGCAACAAGCAAUAGAAGCGUCCAAGGCUGAAACUUUGCGGUCCACGACGCAAUCUGUCCAUGAUUCUGAGCCUCCAUCUCAGAGCUCUCGGAGCACUCCAGCAGCAAGCUUUUUGUCCGAACGAGCACAGAUGGAGAGAGAACGCCUUGAACGGCUGAAGAGGGUGCGUGGGCAGGAUGCAGAUGAUGGAGGUCCCAGCUCAAAGAGGCAACACGUUUCCUCCUCUGAAAUACGCGCUAAUGGUAGAGCAAACAAUCCGGCGCUACUAAACCCCCUAUACCAACUUCUGAGCAAAUGUUCUGGGAUGGCGAACUACGCCCAACAGCCAACAAGCAUUCCUGAACCCCGUCAAGAUGGAAAGCCCACUUUCCGCCUCACAGAGGUACUGGGUUUGAAAUCUGAUAUAUCCUUUGCCAUCAUAGCGUCGUACUCGACGUCUGUCUCUUGGAUAUAUGAAUUCUUUGCGCCCUCUACUCCAGUGAUUAUUGUGGCACAGCCUGACCAGUCAGGUCAACCAACCAUCAGGAAUGUUCUUCCAAACUGGGUCAUGACCGCCCCUUUUCUUCGUAACGGACGAGGUUGCCAACAUAUGAAAUUCAUGCUUAUAUUCUACAAGACUGGACGAUUACGCGUUGUAAUAUCCACCGCCAACCUAAUCGAUUAUGAUUGGCGCGAUAUUGAGAAUGCCGUUUGGCUGCAAGAUUUGCCUUUGCGAUCUGCUCCGAUACCCCACGAUCCCAGAGUUGUCGAUGACUUUCCGUCAGUCAUGCAAAACGUGUUGCGUGCUGUCAACGUUCGCUCGGCGCUUGCGAACAUGCUGACAAACGACCACCCAAAUCUACCUCUUCAAACUGUCAGCGACUUGCGAACGAAAUGGGAUUGGUCAAAAGUAAAAGUCAAACUCGUUCCUUCUAUUGCGGGUAAACAUGAAGGAUGGCCUAAUCUCAUCUUGACUGGUCAUACCCGGUUGAUGAAGGUGAUCCGUGACAUGGGGCUUCGCACCGGCAAGGGAAAGGCUGCCAAGGACCUCGUUAUCGAGUGUCAGGGCUCGAGUAUUGGAACUUACUCAACUCAGUGGAUCAACGAGUUCCACUGGUCAGCACGUGGAGAAUCAGCCGAAGACUGGCUGGACGAGCCAAAAGCUAGACGUGCCAAGUUACCAUGGCCCCCAGUGAAAGUUAUCUUCCCCAGCUUGAAGACCGUGCAUGAUAGUGUUCUUGGUGAACCGGGAGGUGGCACCAUGUUUUGCCGCACUAACCAGUGGGAAGGAUCAAAAUUUCCUCGAGAGCUAUUCCAUGACUCGAAUAGUGCUGGUGGACGAGUACUGAUGCACACCAAGAUGAUUAUAGCGACCUACCGCCAGAAGAAAUCUAUAUUUGAGAUGGGCAGUCAAUCGAAGGGGAAAGGAAAGGAGGUCUCUGACAGUGAAACCGAGCCUGAAUCCGACAUCGAGAUUCAAAACGAGCCAAUCGGCUGGGCUUAUGUUGGCUCGCAUAAUUUCACGCCUUCAGCAUGGGGAACGCUGUCUGGCUCGGGGUUCAACCCAAUACUCAACGUGGUCAACUAUGAGUUGGGAAUUAUCUUCCCUCUUUACAACGCGAAGGAUGUGGAGAGGGUGUCGUGCUUCAAGCGUCCAGCGAGGAAGUAUGUGAGCGGACAGGAUAGACCUUGGAUACAGGAGGAGUCGCAGUUACUGCGGCAGAUCCAGCAGUCGUGA
Molecule: messenger RNA, 1845 nt
Organism: Suillus paluster
Lineage: Eukaryota; Fungi; Basidiomycota; Agaricomycetes; Boletales; Suillaceae
Product: tyrosyl-DNA phosphodiesterase-domain-containing protein
Exons: 13
Coding region: 1-1845 (614 amino acids)
Biological process (GO): double-strand break repair; single strand break repair
Cellular component (GO): nucleus
Molecular function (GO): 3'-tyrosyl-DNA phosphodiesterase activity; double-stranded DNA binding; single-stranded DNA binding
Source: RefSeq, a predicted model, not a curated record